AUGAGUACUGUUACGUUACGGUGGAUCGGUGACUUAGAUCAAGACAAACGUGAGCAGGCUGGAUGUGUCAGUUCAUCGAGUGACCAGUAUCGUCCAAAGAAAAUAGAACUGAAGCCUGGACAAAAGGAAAUUCGAAUUGGACGGAUUAACACCAAAAUACCCCCUGACUAUGCAAUAGAAAGCUGCAUAAAUAGCCGAAUGAUAUCUCGGAAUCAUGCAACUAUAGAACGUUCAGCCAAAGGUGGUUCGAUACUUUAUGAUCACAGCAUGAAUGGUACAUACGUUAAUUAUACAAGAGUAAUGGGUGGAGUGACGCUCAAGCAUGGAGAUAUUGUAUGCUUUGGUCACCUGAAUGGAGCCAAUCUAAAGCCCGGAGAGCCAGUGGCCCUGUUUUACUCUGACCUAAAAUACCGAGUAGAACUAAGUGAUUCACCAGCUAAAGAAAGUGUUACCGCAGGAACAACUAAAAAACGCAAAUCCUAUCCAGCACAACCUGGUUCAACAGUCUCUUCUACACAACGAUCAGAUGGUGAAGACGAUUCAAUUGGAUCAAGUGAUGAUGAAUCAGUCGACGCGAAACGACCUAGAAGUAAUGCAGCCUCAGGAGGUGGUGGUGGUGGUGGUGGCGGCGGUGCUGGUGCUGGUUCUGGUGCAUCACGUAAUGCUAAUCGCCAGAAAUUCAAAAAACCUGCCACUUCAAAUCGUCUUAAAGUUGAUGAAGAAGAUGAUAUUGAUAGUAAUGAUGACGAUGAAAAUUCCACUUCAAAACGGUUAAGUUCAGCAGCUAGUUCUAAAUCAAUGAAAAAACGUUCCAAUGGUACAGAGAAAGUGAAAAAAUCACAUUCAAAUUCUGUUUCACGUAAAUCAUCAUCCAGUACAACUAAACCUGGUCAUAUGCAUAGUAGUAAGGAGAAGCGUCGUUCAGGCAAAUCAAGCAAAUCGGGUGGUGGUUAUGACGCUGAAGAUGAUACUGCUGCUGCUGCAGGCGGUGAUAUGUUCCAUUAUGACAGUGAAGAGUGUUCUGCUCGACCGUGUAAACAACCCCAAGAUAUAGCCAUUGAUUGGAUUCAAUGCGAUCGUUGUGCCCUAUGGUAUCAUCAAGAGCUAGAUGAGUUGUGUUUCCUGUUGGAGCUUCACCGACUGAAUGCUACAUCAGAUUCGGGAUCAUCAACUGAGACAACAGCACCAUGUGUUGAGUCAUUCAAUGAUUGUGGAAACUUAUCGAAUAGAAUUCGCAGACUUCCGAUCAUCUCUAAACCCUUACCACCGUCUAUUUUCUGUAAACCUUGGCAAUUUGUCUUGAAGUGGUUGCUUACAAAUUCAGGAUACAGAAGUAGUGGAGUUUUAUUAUCGGAAUCUUCUAUUCCAUUUAUUUCACCUCGAUAUGUUCCACCAAUUCAUCCGUUAGAUUCUACAUCCGUGAAUAAUAAUAAUGAUAAUGGCAAAUCAAGUUUAUCUUUAUCGUGUUCGAUGCCUACGACUAGAGAUCGAUGUUAUGAAGCUUUAUCAUUCUCAACACAAGCUUACAGGACUAUUGUACGUGUGACAUUGUUUAAAGAUUCAAAAACUGAAAAUGGCACCUUUCAAUGUGUCUGUGAUUCACGCAUCAAUUUACCAUCUUCAUUCAAUCAUUUGCCUAUCAGUAAAUUGGAGUCAAUUGAAGAUUUUGUUAAAACAGAAAUAUGGCCAAUAAUUGAAAAAGAAUUCAAAAUUGAAGAAUGAAUAGCUUGUAAUAUAUAUAUAUGUAUGAUUUUUAUAUAUUUAACCCUCCUCCCCCAACCAUCAGCACGUUUUCUUGUCAAAUAAUUCGAGUAUAAAUUAUCAUCUCGGUGUUCA
This is a messenger RNA of Trichobilharzia szidati, 1836 nucleotides long. The record is from the annotation of a GenBank genome assembly. Lineage: Eukaryota; Metazoa; Platyhelminthes; Trematoda; Strigeidida; Schistosomatidae.